ACACCGCUUUAAUUUAGAUCUAUAUGCGAGUGUUCUUCUAGUUGCUAAUGUUAUUAGCAUUACAUCAUAUCAGUUAUGUGUCCUCUCUGACUCUAUUUGGUAGGUGGGCUUUAUCCUCACUAUGAAAGUUUCUGACUGUGAUGAGUUAAGCAGAGUCUUCUUUAGACCCAUUAAAAAAAAAAAAAAAAGACCGAGGGUCUCCUACUCUAUGACAGUCUCUCCGCGUGCUUGCUUAACUCCGCGUAUGCUUUGCUUUAGUUUUAAGUCACCUGUCGGCAAGUCAAUAUUUAAAGUCUUCUGAUACUCGGAAGUUUCGAUCAAUUUUCCCGCUGGAUAUAUAAUACCAAAGACCAAAUAGGCAGUCUCGCAAACAAUAUUUAGUUCAUUUCUUAUUGGAGAAGAAUAUACAGUAUUCUUGCUCGUCUUGCAUGAUCACCUACAAAGAAGAGAAAAUCUAGUUUCGUAUUGCUUGCUUUUGAAUCUGCUCUCUUGUCUCAAGAUUCCUGACUUCCUACCAAAAUGUUUGAUCCAGUCGAUAUACUAUUCGAGGAGCUGUAUGCUGGUGUUAAAGAGCUGAUAAAAAAGAAUACCAUAUUCGAUCCCACACUCAAAGCCAUCAAAACCAAGCUAGACUCUCUAAAACUAGUGAUCCUAAAGAUGGCAGAAUGCAACGAGGCACUGGAUAUCCCAAGGGAGGAACUAGAAGGUCUAGAAGAAGUAAUGAAGGAUGGCAAGGAGCUUGUUCUCAAGUGCUCAAAGAUCCACUCUGGCAACUACUACAAACUGUACAAAUACGCCAACAAACUCCUUAAAUGGGAUGAAUCUCUUCAAGGAGUGUUGAGUAUACUGAAUGUACAGAGCAACAGGGAUGUCAGGACAAUCGCAGUUGCUGUAGGACAUAUAGAGGCUGAAGUAGGGAGUAUAAAGGCGGUGAUCAACGAAAUGAAAGAGAAUUUUGUGAUACAGAAUCACUCUGCAGGGGUACCUAAUGCUUGGUGUGCAUUACCUGAACUUCCAGAGUUUCUUGUUGGAUUGGAUGAGGCUUUGAGUGAACUGAAGAUGAAGCUUCUUAAGGAUGGGGUGUCAAGGCUGGUGCUGACUGCUCCUGGAGGAUGUGGGAAGACUACUUUAGCAACCAAAUUCUGUCAAGAUAAGCAAGUCAAAGUUAAAUUCAAGGAAAAAAUCUUUUUUAUUACCAUCUCAAAAAGACCAAACUUGGACCUUGUUGUUCAAGAACUGCGUCAAUCAAGUAUGGGUUCCAAGGUUCCCACUUUUGAAAGUGAAGUAAUUGCGGUUAGGUGGCUGCAAGAGUUUCUGAAGGAAACAGGAGAGAAUCCUUUGUUGUUGGUCCUCGAUGAUGUUUGACCUGGAUCAGAAUCUCUCCUACAGAAGUUUGAUGAAUUGAAAAUGCCAAAUUACAAAAUUUUGGUGACAUCAAGAUAUGAGUUCCCAGGAUUCGGUUCACCACGUAUACUAGAACCACUGAAUUAUGUAGAUGCAAUGGCCCUUUUCCACGAUUCAGCUUCCCUAGGAGAUAAGAGCUCUCAUGUUCCAAAAGAUCUUCCAAGAAAGAUAGUGGAGUGUUGUAAAGGAUUUCCACUUGCCAUUUCAGUGGUUGGAAGAUCACUUUGUGAGAAACCUACAGAGUUCUGGCUUAAAAGAGUAAGGGCACUGUCUAAAGGUGCUUCUGUUCUUGAUUCUUCAACUGACCUGCUCAUAUGCCUUCAAAGUAGCUUACAUGCUUUGGAUGAAGAAGAUACCAUCCUGAAGGAUUGUUUCUUGGACCUGGGCUCAUUUCCUGAAGGCAAGAGGAUCCCUGCUUCUGCUCUAAUUGAUAUAUGGGCAGAGUUAUAUGAGUUAAAUGAAGAUUUCCUGUCCAAUUCAAAUCUCCAAGAGCUUGCCACUCGAAGUCUAGUUAAUCUUAUAGUUACGAG
Rosa rugosa (rugosa rose) is the source of this 1934-nucleotide messenger RNA. RefSeq names its product probable disease resistance protein At5g66900. Gene Ontology annotation, molecular function: ADP binding. The transcript has 4 exons. The coding region runs from base 520 to 1365 and encodes 281 amino acids. Lineage: Eukaryota; Viridiplantae; Streptophyta; Magnoliopsida; Rosales; Rosaceae. The record is from RefSeq and is a predicted model, not a curated record. Gene Ontology annotation, biological process: defense response to fungus.